ACCUCGACAGACGCGUCGCACGCCAUUUGCUUUUCGUUCCCCUCAGGCGUCUGCAACUGUGUAAAGAGCCGUUUUAUUUUCGUUCCCAUCGCCGCAAAACGUCGUCCAACAACAAGAUGGUUACCUCGAAUAUGCCGAGGAAGACCAAGAUUUUCGUGGGUCGACUACCGGAGAAUUGUCGCAGCGAUGAAUUACGUCAAUUAUUCCUGCGUUACGGGGAAGUUACGGAGUGUGACGUCAUGAAUCGUUAUGGUUUCGUUCACAUGGCGCGUGAGGAGGACGCGGCAGCAGCUAUCAAAGCUCUUCACAAUACGAAUUUCAAGGGGGCUACGAUAAAUGUCGAGCAGUCGACUGGAAAAUCGCGAGGGGGCGGUCCGGGUGGACGGAGGGACGACAGACGGGGUGGACCGAUGAGGGGUGGGCGCGGAGGAAGGGAUGGCGGGAGGGACAGCAGGCCAGGGCCCUACAAUGAUCGCAGAGGGGGUGGCGGGGGUUACUCCGACUACGGUAACCGUGGAGGUGGUGGUUACGGAGAUCGUGGAGGUGAUUACGGUGGGCCAGGGGGUGGCUACGGGGACAGAGGGGGCUACGGCCAGGGGGUAGGUGGAGGUGGCAUGGGAGGCUACAGCUCAUCGGCUCAGGGUAUGGGUGGGGGUGGCUACGGGCCCUCGGGGGGUUCCGUUGGGGGCUACGGGCCCAGCGGUACAUCCGACUACGGCAGAAGUGGUGACUACGGUCGACCCAGUGACUUCGGCGGUCGAUCUGACUACGGAAACUUCCAGUCUGGCGGUGGAAUGGGCGGGGACUUCAAUCGCGGAGUUCCUGGGGUCGGGGAUUACGGACGUGGCGAUAAUUUUGGCAGUGGCAGGGCUGCUGAUCCUUACACGCAGAGGAAUGACUACGAUCGCAGCGCUGCUGGGCCCAUGCGCAAUGGUGGGGGGACUGUGUCGUCUGGGGGUUAUGGGUCUGGGUACUCCGAUGGGGGCCAGUAUGGCAGGACUAUGGGUGGGGGGCCCUCUUACAACAGCGGAGCACCCAGCUACAACAGUGGGCCUGGACCUCAGACUGAUAUGUUCAGCAGACGACCUGGAAGCUCCGUCGCCAGUGGGGGUUACCCACCUGUUGGUGGAGGUUAUACCGAAGCUUAUGACAGGCCAGACGCCUACGGACCCCGCGGCGGUGGUGGUGGCCGCUUCCCAGGUCCGGCAGACGCAAUGCCCCCGAGGUACUAAUGCGUGUACCCCCCUCGAAAUUAAUUAAAAGACGAUAAAUAAUCGCGCACCGUUAAUGGCAUUUAUCCUGUAUAAUUGUCAGCGGAGAGCGUGUCAGGAUGCGAAAAAAUAAAAAUGAUAAGAAGAAACUGAAAAAAAAAAACUUUUUUGACGAAAAAAAAAUGUCUCCUAUGCCUCAUCGUCCUGCCUUCUAAUAUCGAAGGACUGUCCUGCGUCUGGCGAGAAUAUACUGUAAACACUGAGUUCACCUGAAUGAUUGAAACAACAAGUAAUACAUUUAACCAACGGUACAGAUCCAUUUUCCACGAUACGAACCGUGAAAAUUUUUACGAUGAAAAAAAAAAUAGCGAUUAAGGUACAUUAAGUCAACGUAUUUGAGUGUAUAGGCAGUAUCAGAAUGGUUAAUCCUGGUUAAAAUAGUGAGCAUUACGCGAUGAAGCUGUAACAAUACUUUCUGUUCAACUUUGAAUUGAAAAUAAUAAAAUAUGAUUGAAAUUAGAUCGAUUAAGCAUAAUUGUUUUUUAACAUGAAGAGGACGAAGAACUUGAAGAAGAGGAUUCGAUGGUGAUUGACAGAAAGAGGGAUUAAAGCUUUCAUUUUUUUUAUUGAUAACGGAUAUGAUAGGAUAGAAGACAGUUUAUUGUCCCCAAUAGUUUAGACAUUCACGUAAUUAAUGCGAUAUGUGCGCUGUAACAGAUAGAAAUUAAAAAACAAAGCUGUAUGAUCUUUUUUAUGAUGUAAUAAGGAUUGAAAGAGUGUUUUAAUUGUUCAGUUCAGUGGUUCCUUGGAUUAAUAGCAAGGUUUAAUGUGGAAAACAAUGGAAUUUUGUACAUGUGUAGCACAAAAAUUAUGAAUAAAUGACCGAAUAGUAGACUAGA
Messenger RNA from Diachasma alloeum, 2110 nucleotides. RefSeq names its product glycine-rich cell wall structural protein 1.0. Gene Ontology annotation, molecular function: mRNA binding. The transcript is spliced from 6 exons. Gene Ontology annotation, cellular component: cytosol. NCBI's taxonomy places the organism in Eukaryota, Metazoa, Arthropoda, Insecta, Hymenoptera, Braconidae. Bases 117 to 1232 code for a protein of 371 amino acids. The record is from RefSeq and is a predicted model, not a curated record.